Messenger RNA from Thyridium curvatum, 2796 nucleotides. RefSeq lists its product as uncharacterized. Gene Ontology annotation, molecular function: ADP binding; protein binding. The transcript has a single exon. The record is from RefSeq and is a predicted model, not a curated record. Bases 1 to 2796 code for a protein of 931 amino acids. Lineage: Eukaryota; Fungi; Ascomycota; Sordariomycetes; Thyridiales; Thyridiaceae.
AUGCGAUUGCUCAAAUGCGCCAAUGGCAAAAUCAGGCUGACGAAGGACUUAACCCACGACAUCCCUCCAUAUGCCAUUCUCUCACAUACCUGGGGUACAGAUGAGGAGGAGGUUACCUACAAAGAUCUAAUUGCUGGCGGUGGAGAGGCUAAGGCUGGGUACGAGAAGAUCAGGUUCUGUGCGAAGCAAGCGGCGCGGGACGGCCUCGAGCAUUUCUGGAUAGACUCUUGCUGCAUCGACAAGGCCAACCAUACUGAACUACACGAGGCCAUCAAUUCCAUGUUCCGGUGGUAUCAGAAUGCGGCCCGAUGCUAUGUCUACCUUGUCGAUGUCUCAAUCCCUCAGCCAGCACUCCCGUCGCCUCGUCUCUGGACCCGGCUUGUACAGAAGACGCGAAAGCAGAAGCCCAUUGCUCCAGUGACCUCCAGCGACAGAGAAACCCCGAAGCUGGUCUGGGAAUCGGCCUUUCGGAGUAGCCGUUGGUUCACCCGUGGAUGGACGCUGCAGGAGCUCUUAGCUCCUAAAUUGGUCGAGUUCUUUUCAAAGGAUGGCCAACGUCUUGGCGACAAGACAUCUCUUGAGAAAGAAAUCCACGAGGUGACUGGAAUUCCUGUAUCAGCUCUCCGAGGGGCCGAUCUCUCCGAAUUCGACAUCAAUGAACGUUUCGGAUGGGCGGAUGGGCGACAGACCACGCGCGAAGAGGACGCGGUCUACAGUCUCCUGGGCAUAUUCGGCGUCUUCAUGUCGCUCAGAUAUGGCGAAGGGAAGGAGAAGGAAGCCGCGCGGCUCAGAGAGAAGCUGGGGAAACGGGAUAGGGCUCAGCCACUGCCAUUCGCGACAAUCCCGUUCCGCCGCGACCCUCACUUUGUGAACCGAGAUGUCAUCCUCGACCAGGUCAAGAGGCGGUGUUCCGAACCUGCUGGCCGCGCAGCAUUGGUGGGCUUGGGCGGGAUUGGAAAGUCACAGUUGGCCAUCGAGUUUGCGUAUCGGUUCGAUGAAGCCGCGACCGGGAGCUGGCUGUUCUGGAUCCAUGCUGGCACACGGGCCCGUGUCGACGAGGGCUUUCAAGCGAUUGCAGAGGCCGUGAAUAUACCGGAGCGCGUCCAACCCAAAGCGGAUAUCCCGCAGCUCGUUUACAGCUGGCUGUCGCGGGAACAAAACGGCAGGUGGAUGAUGAUCAUCGACAGUGCCGACGAUGCCGAUGUAUUCUACGGGUCUACGGCCAGGUCCGAUGGUAAAAACCUGGCAUCGUUUCUGCCCCAGAGCCGAAAUGGAUCUAUCCUUGUCACAACACGCGAUAAAGACCUGGCGCGCAGGCUGACCGGACAUGAUGGCAUCAUUGAGGUCGGAGUGAUGGCUGAGGCCGAGGCCUUAUCCCUUCUAGAGAAUAAAGCCGGGCCGAUCACAGAUUUGGGUGCCGCCUCAGAGCUGGUGCGAACUCUGGAGUAUAUGCCCCUCGCAAUCAACCAAGCGGCUGGGUACAUACAGGUAAGAGCGCCGCGCAGCUCAGUCGGGAAGUACCUAGCGGACUUUCGAGAGAGCGAAUCAAACAGAGCCAAGCUCUUGGGGCACGAUAUGGGAGACCUUCGGCGAGACGGUAGCGCUUCGAACGCGGUUCUGACGACCUGGCAGCUUUCCUUUGAGCACAUCCACUCCAAACGACGUUCGGCUGCAGAUCUCCUAUCCCUCAUGAGCUUCUUCAAUUGCCAAGGCAUACCCGAAUCACUUCUCAAGCCUGCCGGGCAGACAAUCAACUCAAAGCAAGAGGACGACGAGUCAGAUCCUGACGACGGCGAUUGCGAUGGGAUGAGUAAUGACUUUGAAGACGACAUAGGGUUGUUGAAAGACUUUUGUCUCCUUUCCAUGAACGAAAGCGGGACUGAGUUCGAGAUGCACGGGCUUGUGCAACUGUCGACACGAAAGUGGCUAGAAGCCAAGGGUCUUGAAGAGGAGUUCAAGGAGCAGUUUCUCCGCCGGUUGUGGGCAUCGUUCCCCGAAGGGAGAUAUGAAAACUGGGAAGUCUGCCGGAAGCUUUUCUCCCAUGUCGAGGCAGCGUUCGAGUACACGCCGGCCAGAGAAGACAUGGGCGAGGUGUGGGCCAAGGUUUUGUACAACGGAGCCUGGUAUGCCUGGUCGCAAGGCAGGUUUGACGUGGCCGAGCGAAUGGCUUACAGGGUCAAGAAGUUUCUCGAGAGGUUGCUAGGGCCAGAGCACGUAAGGACUCUGUCGAGCGUGUCCUUGUACGGAAUGGUCCUUCGAGACAAGGGCCAAUGGGCAGAAGCCCAAGAGGUGUUUGCGAGAGUGAUGGAGGUCCGCGAGAGGAAGCUCGGGGCCGACCACUCCCUCACGCUGAACAGCAUGGCCAACCUGGCUUCGACCUUUUGGAGCCAGGACCAGUGGGACAAGGCCGAGGAGCUGUACGUGAAAGUGAUGGAGGGCCGCAAGAAAAAGCUUGGGGCCGACCACCGUCGCACCCUGAGCAGCAUGAACGACUUUGCCGUGAUACUCAAGCCUCAGGGCCGAUGGGACGAGGCGGAAAAGCUAGAGGUAGAAGUGCUGGAGGCGAGGAAGAGGACGCUCGGGCUCGACCACCCGCACACACUGACCAGCAUGAACAACUUGGCAAUCACCUGGGAAUGCCAACGCCGCCAUGCGGAUGCCUUGAAGCUGAUGGAGAGCUGCGUCGAAGGUCAGCGGCGGAUUCUUGGUCCACACCAUCCCGACGCGCUCUCCUCCUCGGCGAUGCUGGCCAAGUGGCGUUUGGAGGCGGAUAGCCGCUCGCCAACAGGAGAAUAA